AUUUAGUAUUCGCGAACAUGUCGAGGGAGGUAGUAGUUGCGGGAGCUGCAUUUAUAGCUAUGUAUUUACUCGUGGAGGAAAAUGAAGAUGAAAAUAAACCACGCCGUCGUCGCCGUUGGUGGAAAACACAAUUAUAUAAAAAAAGAGCCGGUUCGGAAUUGAUGAUUGAUUUAAAAUCUCAGGAAUUAAGUGGGCAAUACAAAAACUUCACACGUAUGUCACCUAUCGAUUUUGAAUAUUUAAUUACUUUAGUCGGAGCAAAAGUAGGAAAAUAUGAUACCCCAAUGAGAGCUGCUAUAUCAGUUCAAGAUAGAUUAGCACUUACAGUGAGAUUUUUAGCAACGGGGGAUUCUUACACAAGUCUACAAUACAUUUUCAGAAUUUCAAAGCAAUCUAUUUCCUUGAUUGUCCCAGAAGUUUGCUUGGCAAUUAUUGAAGCCAUAAAAGAAAAUAUACGGGUACCAACUACUCCAGCGGGGUGGAAAGAAAUCUCAAAAAAGUUUGAAGAACUAUGGAAUUUUCCCCAUUGCAUUGGUUCUAUGGAUGGAAAACAUGUUAUUAUCGAUGCUCCAAUUCACAGUGGAACUGAAUAUCGUAACUACAAGUCAUUUUUCAGCAUUGUUAUGUUUGCCGUAGUGGAUGCGGAAUAUAAUUUUUUAUUUGUGGAUGCCGGAUGUCAAGGCAGAAUAUCAGAUGGUGGGGUAUUUAAGGAUACAAUUUUUUUUCAAAAAAUUGGAAGCUGAUAACUUGGGUUUACCGCUAGCAGAAACUUUAGUUGGAAGAAAUAAAGAAGUGCCUUAUGUUCUUGUAAGUGACUCUGCAUUUCCACUAGCUGAACAUAUAAUGAAACCAUAUCCAGGAGAUUUUCCUAAAGGUUUAAAGCAAAGAAUUUUCAAUUACCGUUUAAGCAGAGCGCGGAGAAUUGUUGAAAAUAUUUUCGGAAUCAUAGCUUCAGUUGUUAGAGUUUUACGUAGACCAAUACUUCUCCAACCCGAAAACGCUGAGAUUAUAGUCAUGACCAUUGCACAUCUACAUAACUUUUUAAGAAAAAAUUCUGAAUCACAAAGAUAUUACACACCGCUUGGAUCUUUCGAUCGUGAAGAAGAGGGACAAAUUGUUGAAGGAUCUUGGAGAAAUGAACCAAACACAGGUUCAUUACUUCCACUUAGGAAUGUACCACGAAGAGCUCCUUUGAUAGCAAAACACAUCAGAGAAGAAUUUUCUGAUUAUUUCUGCAAUGAGGGAAAAGUUCCAUGGCAAGAUCGAUACUGUUAAAUAGUAUAUACCAUAUGUAUAGUUUAUAAACUGUAUUUAUUAUUGCAUUUAUAAAAAAUACUUACCAUAGAAUUAA
Molecule: messenger RNA, 1351 nt
Organism: Acanthoscelides obtectus
Lineage: Eukaryota; Metazoa; Arthropoda; Insecta; Coleoptera; Chrysomelidae
Source: the annotation of a GenBank genome assembly